GGAAGCCGCGCUGGUGUUUGUCCUUGUGGGAGAGACGGAGCGAAACCCGUCGGGUGGGAAUAAAGAAGCAAUGAAGGGUUUCGGCCGGAGUUCCCCUCCUUGCUUCCUUUAGCGGCCACGGAAUGCCCCUCGCGAAGCCUUCGGCCCCUUGAUGAUCCAGGGGAGACCUUCGCCUCGGCUCUUGUCCAUUCCCCACGCAGGUAACUUCAGCAAGACAAAAGAUGUCUCACUCCGAGAGGCCCCAUCGAGAUAAAAAUUACAUGUACAAAGAGAACUCUGGGUCCCACAGAUAUGUUGAUGAAAGAAGUAUAAAACCUUACCCAGCAAGUGGAAGGUUACCACCAGGUACAUUUGAUCAUUCAAAGCCUUCCAUGGCUGUUGCAGAGCCGUAUCUGAACCAGCCAGUAACAACUGAUGGAGGCGCUGAAUCCCUGCCCGAGUCUUAUCCACCCAAAGAGAUCUUUUCUGAGAAAUGCUCAAACCUGUGCUCAAGAAGAGGCAUCCUGCAGUUUGUUGAAAUCAUCGUCAACAUUCUGGUGUUGGUUUGCAUCGGAGCAACCCAGGCAAGCAUCUCUGGCUUCACCUCUAUGGGAGGGCUGGGCUCUUUCAACCUCAACUCAGCCUAUAGUCCAUUUGAAGGAACUGAGCUCCAAGAGGUGAGGGAGCUAGACAUGCAGUACAGCCAAAUGAGAGCACCUUGUGUGUACGGAGGUGUAGCGUUCAGCCUGACCAUGACUUGCCUGACACUCCUCUUCCUCGUCAGUGGAGCAAAGCCUCUUCCUCGUCUCUCAGCCCGACUACUUGCUGUAGAAUUCAUCUUUGACGUUGUUGCUUCCCUUGCGUACAUUGUGGCCGUUGGCCUCUACCUCCACUUUGUCAUGGAAGUCAAUGCAACGGAUGUGUGCAAAAGGAGGGAGAGACUGUAUGCAAGAAGGGGCUAUACAUCAAUGAACUGCAGCGUCCAGGGUGGAGAUGCAUCAGUGGCUCUCUUUGGCCUGGUGGCCGCUUGCCUCUAUUUUGCAAGCACAGUGGUCUGUGCUCUCACCGUUCGGAGCCUGCGGGAGUUUCAGAGGCAGGAAGCCAAGAUUCAUUACAACCUUGACAGACCUUUCAGAGAGAGAGAGAGAGACCGUCCCAAGACCUAUCAGAGCCCAGAAGUCAACCGUGCUGCAGGCACCUUUGCCACCCUUGUGUAGUGAUCAAACUAGAUUUUAGUUUGCAGAGUUGGCUGGUAACAGUAGUUUACUCCUCUGUUUCAAGGAAGAAACCAGUGAAAAGAGCCACUUUGGAAAUGGAUGGUUUUUGUGGGCUGCAGUCUGUAGCCACGUGGUACUAAAAAUCAGAAGUGUAUCUUGAAAGCAAUCAGCUCCUAAAAGCAGGCUGAAUUAAGUUUUAAAAAAAAACACCAUACAUUUGAGCAGGUUUCCUUGUCCUGUGCAUUUUUUAAAAAACUAAUUCUUAUAACUGGCCAACCUGUCCUUUAGCUUGUCUUCUGAGAUGAGGGGAGGGGGUCAUGUAGCUCACCAGUUACUGUUGUACUACUUGUUGUACUACUACAGCCACCAUCUGCGAGCCAUGCUAACCCGACUGAUGGCCAUCGGGAGUCUAGGUGCACUGAAAUCUCCUGGGACAUGCCAUAGUGUGGGGCCCAGGAGGCUAUGAGGAUAAAAGGGAAACAAUUAAGACCUGCUGAGGGGAGCUGUAAAUUGGCACCUUAAGGUAUGUUGGUAAAUGAUUUGGGCUUAAAUAACUUGGUGGAGCAAGAGUAGACAACUCACGAUUCUCCAGAUUUUGCUGGGCUUCAGUUGCCACCAACAUGGCCAAUGGUGAGGAGUGCUAGGAACUGUAGUCCUGUAGCUUUUGGAGGGCAGUACUUUGUCUACUUCUGUUAUUAUAUCCAGAUAUAUAAUAAGGGAUGGCUGGAUCCAGUAAGCUUAAAGGUUAGAAGAAAAGGAAGAACCAGUGACAGAUGGCUUGCUUUGAACAUGCUCUGCUUUCAGGGUGAUUCUCCUUUUGAAGGCCUUCUUACUUGACCAGUCCAAGUCUAGAGCAAAGAUAAAAAAAACACUGAGACAGCUGUGAACACAGGUUACUUAGUCACAAUCACAGAAUAAAAACUAGAUUUGCAUCUGUUUAUAUUAAGAUAUCAAUUACCAUACAAAUUUGCAUGCUAUCUUUUGGCAGUGUGUUAAAUGACUGCCAUAUCUGUUUUUAAUCCCACUCUUCAGGAGGAGAUUGCAGAGGCUGGCUAAAGUGCAUUUGGUUCAGUAAUUUUUCCAGCAGUAGGCAGAUGUCUCUAGGCCAGGUUAAUAGUGGCAACUACACCAUCUUCUCCCCAACAAAAAAACAGCACUCAAAAUUUGUGAGCGCACGCCGACAAGUGCCACAAAUCCUUCUCUGUAUUUGCCCAUAAUCUCACCAUCACCUACGCUAGCAACCAUCUCAACAGAUCAGAUGAAGAAAUAAAAAUCUCUAAUUUAAAAUUAUGCUGUUAGCUACUCACUGGUUAACUAAAUGUUAAAGGAAAUUUAUUCCUCUUCAAGUUAUGCUAUGGUACCAGGACUGUAUCAGAUGGAGAAAGAUGCUAGAUUUAUUGCAUUACCUGUACAGGAGUUAUGCUUGGUUCUAGGCUUCCACCGAGUAGAGAAACACCAAAUUAAAAAGGCAGCCAUGCCGGUCCAUGAAAAAAAGAAAGCAUAAACAAUACUUCAACAUAUUUUAACUAAACAAACCACACAAAAUCUUGGCAGUACAAACAUUCUGCAGAAUUCUAAAGCUUGAGCAUUUUUGUUGCAUGUGGGUUGAUCCUAAAGAGGCAGGUCUCUUAAUGUGUAUUUCAUGCCAUCUUUUAUUACCUGCUCUCCAGUUUUUAGUUGCCAUCACAGUACAGGAGACAACCUAAUACAAAGCACAUUUUUUUUGAGAAACUGUAAUUUACAUUGCCCAUAUCUGGGGAAAACUAAGAGAGAUUGAUUGGCUGCCUUAAUGAACAUAGGCACCAAGGUUUUAGUCAAUGUGAACCUAUACCUUGAUGCCCCCAAACCCAAGCUUCUUAACCCUGAUGAUUGGGCUCCCAGGUCUUGCCCCCCCCAGGUCGCUCCCCUCAUCCUUACACACUAUGUUGGUAGGGGAUAGUGGAAUUUGUAGUCAUAGUGGAGGGUGCCCAAGUUAGAAAGACAGCUCACAAUGAGGAGCUGUCAAGUUGAUAUGUUUUUAUGUGACUCACUCUCAUUCUUUUAACAUUAAGGCUAUUCAUUGCAAAACUUUUUAAAAUCUCUGUAUUUAAUGGGAUUUUUAAAUCACUGCUUUUUAAUGUAUUACUGGUUGUUACUGUUUUUUGUUUGCUACCUUGGGAGUCCCAGCAAACAAGCAGGAUAAAAAAAUGUUGGCAAUAAAGAAAUGUACAAAGAAGG
Molecule: messenger RNA, 3413 nt
Organism: Pogona vitticeps (central bearded dragon)
Lineage: Eukaryota; Metazoa; Chordata; Lepidosauria; Squamata; Agamidae
Source: RefSeq, a predicted model, not a curated record